Molecule: messenger RNA, 2438 nt
Organism: Drosophila montana
Lineage: Eukaryota; Metazoa; Arthropoda; Insecta; Diptera; Drosophilidae
Gene: Stt3B
Product: catalytic subunit 3B of the oligosaccharyltransferase complex
Exons: 5
Coding region: 67-2391 (774 amino acids)
Biological process (GO): post-translational protein modification
Cellular component (GO): membrane
Molecular function (GO): dolichyl-diphosphooligosaccharide-protein glycotransferase activity
Source: RefSeq, a predicted model, not a curated record
UUUGGGCGACGUGGCUAAGUUGUUUUAUAGUGUUCUUAAAGUGUAGUAUUGAAAUCUACAUUUAAAAUGAACCGAAGCUCAAAAAUAUUAAAUAAUAAGAUUGCUGGCUAUAGUAGUCUUAUCACAUUUGUCGUCUUACUGAUUGCAUGGAUAGCCGGAUUUUCAUCUCGUCUGUUUGCCGUCAUACGAUUCGAAUCAAUAAUUCACGAAUUCGAUCCAUGGUUCAAUUACCGAGCAACUGCCUACAUGGUGCAACAUGGCUGGUAUAAGUUUCUUAAUUGGUUUGAUGAAAGAGCCUGGUAUCCACUAGGCCGCAUAGUUGGUGGUACUGUGUACCCUGGAUUAAUGAUAACUUCUGGCAGUAUCCAUUACCUAUUGCACAUACUGAAUAUUCCAGUGCAUAUACGAGACAUUUGCGUAUUUUUGGCUCCGGUUUUCAGUGGCCUUACAUCCAUUUCGACGUAUUUAUUAACAAAGGAACUUUGGUCGCCCGGCGCUGGUCUCUUUGCGGCAAGUUUUAUUGCUAUAGUGCCCGGUUAUAUCAGCCGAUCCGUGGCGGGUUCCUAUGAUAAUGAAGGCAUCGCCAUAUUUGCACUUCAAUUCACAUACUUCCUAUGGGUGCGAUCUGUUAAAACUGGAUCCGUAUUCUGGUCAUCUGGUGCAGCAAUUUCCUACUUUUACAUGGUAUCCGCUUGGGGUGGAUAUGUGUUUAUCAUCAAUUUGAUUCCACUGCAUGUUUUUGUGUUGCUAAUAAUGGGGCGAUACUCCCCGCGACUUCUAACAAGCUACAGCACAUUCUACAUUCUCGGACUCCUGCUCUCAAUGCAAAUACCGUUUGUUGGAUUCCAGCCAAUACGCACAAGUGAACAUAUGGCGGCUAUGGGAGUUUUUGUACUGCUCAUGGCCGUUGCUGCUCUGCGUCACUUGCAAUCUAUAUUAUCACGAAAUGAGUUUAAAAAAUUAUUCAUUGUUGGUGGAUUCCUGGCGGCUGCUCUUGUUUUUGUCGCAGUCGUUGUAUUAACAUUGAUGGGCGUCGUAGCGCCAUGGAGUGGACGAUUUUAUUCUCUCUGGGAUACAGGCUAUGCGAAAAUUCAUAUUCCCAUUAUUGCAUCUGUUUCGGAACAUCAGCCAACUACUUGGUUCUCAUUCUUCUUCGACUUACAUAUUCUUGUGUGCGCAUUUCCGGUUGGGCUUUGGUAUUGCGUGAAGCAGAUUAAUGAUGAACGCGUUUUUGUGGUACUAUACGCUAUAAGUGCUGUCUACUUUGCGGGUGUGAUGGUUCGUUUAAUGUUGACACUAACUCCGGUAGUGUGCAUGCUCGCUGGCGUUGCCUUUUCCGGGCUAUUAGACGUCUUUCUUCAAGAAGAUUCAUCUAAACGAAUGUCUAAUACAAUCAACUCUUUACAAGAAGCUGAUGAACAGGACGAAUCAUUAGAAAGGAAAAGUUUAUACGAUAAGGCCGGGAAGUUAAGACAUCGCACCAAACAGGAUCCCACACACGACAGUGGAAUAAGCUCCAAUUUAAAAAGUAUCGUUAUAUUGGCGGUUUUAAUGAUAUUGAUGAUGUUUGCUGUUCAUUGUACAUGGGUAACAAGCAAUGCGUAUUCAAGCCCAUCAAUAGUUCUUGCUUUUCAUAAUAGCCAGGAUGGAUCACGAAAUAUAUUGGAUGAUUUUAGAGAAGCGUAUUAUUGGCUCUCUCAAAACACUGCAGAUGAUGCUCGCAUAAUGUCUUGGUGGGAUUAUGGUUACCAAAUUGCCGGAAUGGCCAACAGAACAACGCUAGUUGACAAUAAUACUUGGAAUAAUAGCCAUAUAGCUUUAGUCGGCAAAGCGAUGUCAUCGACUGAGGAAAAGUCUUAUGAAAUAAUGACAUCUCUAGAUGUGGACUUUGUUCUAGUAAUAUUUGGAGGUGUGAUUGGCUAUUCUGGUGAUGAUAUAAAUAAGUUCCUCUGGAUGGUUCGAAUUGCGGAAGGAGAACAUCCAAAAGAUAUAAAGGAAAGCGAUUUUUUUACCGAUCGUGGUGAAUUUAGAGUAGACGCAGAGGGUGCGCCUGCUUUGCUAAACUGUCUGAUGUACAAAUUGAGCUACUACCGCUUUGGGGAAUUAAAAUUGGAUUACAGGGGGCCUUCUGGAUAUGAUCGGACCCGUAAUGCUGUAAUAGGCAAUAAAGAUUUCGAUUUGACAUUUUUGGAAGAGGCAUAUACAACAGAACACUGGUUGGUUCGAAUCUACAGAGUGAAGAAGCCAUUCGAGUUUAAUAGACCAUCCUUAAAGGCUAAGGAUAGGCUUAUUCCACCAACAAACUUCAUAUCUAGAAAGAACUUAAAAAAACGCAAAGGAUUAAUUCGAAAUCGACCAAUUGUUGUGAAAGGAAAAAGAACGUUAAAAUAAGUUACAUUUAUUCAAAUUUGACUGCAAUAAAAACAAUGAAUAAAUAA